Molecule: messenger RNA, 1749 nt
Organism: Strongylocentrotus purpuratus (purple sea urchin)
Lineage: Eukaryota; Metazoa; Echinodermata; Echinoidea; Camarodonta; Strongylocentrotidae
Product: low-density lipoprotein receptor-related protein 4-like
Exons: 10
Coding region: 69-1724 (551 amino acids)
Source: RefSeq, a predicted model, not a curated record
CUUCAUUUGGGUUCCAUGCUGCUCUCUAGAUCGGAUCAGUUGACUGGCUCUGUACUUCUCCAUCAAACAUGGCCCGGCUUGUUGUAUUUUGCCUUGGGUUUACUGUUGUGUCUCAGUGUUUCCUCUUCAUUCAAUGCACUGACAAAAUCUUUAUAACGGACCUGCCCGAUAGCAAGAUCUUUGUGGGCGAGAACAGUGGCUUCGACUUCCACGGCGAGGACAUCCGCGAAAUCCCACUGAGCGGGGUUGAAGCUCCUACAGGUAUUGACUACGAUUACCGGACCGACAAGAUUUACUGGAGUGAUGAGGAUGCGAGGACAAUCAACCGAGCUUCACUUGAUGGUUCGAACCAGGAAAUCUUGAUUGAAGGCAUUGGAUACCCGCAAGGAAUAGUCCUAGAUUUAAUGGCGAACAGGAUGUUUUGGACUGAUACUCUGUUGGAACAAAUAGUGAGUGCUAGCGUACUCGGGUCUAACCGACGAACCAUUAUCAGUACGGGUCUUUAUCGCCCAUGGGCAAUCACAUUGUCUCAAAAAAGAGGGAAAUUGUACUGGACUGACGAAGGUAUAUCAACUGGAAAGAUUGAGAUGUCAAAUAAAGACGGAUCGGACAGAAGAGAGUUGAUUACAACACGCUUGAGAGAACCUAGGGGCCUGGCGCUUGAUUCCCAAGAACAGCGCAUUUACUGGACGGAGAGCUACUAUGAUGUGAUCGAGUCGAUUGAUCUUGAUGAUCUAUCUGAUCGGAGAGAUCACGUUUACGCUGAGAGUGGUAAUUUAGUGGUCUUUGGCAUCUCUCUCUAUUUCACCUCCAUCUACUUCACAGACUUCGCAUCUAGAGGUCUCCAUGAGGCAGACCUUGGAGUUGAGGAAAUCAGGGAUAUUACUGGAUUUUCAGCAGGAGCGCCUACCCAUGUCAAGAUUUAUGCCGACUUAACGUGCCCAGUUAACGAGUCUUGCCCCGGUAACAGUCGAUGUCAGCUCGUUGCGUAUAACACUCCCGAGUGCAUUUGUAUAGCGGGUUGGAAAGGCGUGAACUGCCUUACACGAGUCACAUGUACUCUCCCAAACCCCCCGCUGAUGGCGUCUUUCGUCAACCCCAGCGAUAGCUACACGGCUAGUACCACUGUGACCGUUACGUGUGACAAUGGCAAUGACCAAGCUGAGUGGAUUUGUAACGCGUUUACAGGAAACUGGGACGAAGAGCCAAUUGACUGCUCCGAUCAGUCUUCAGAUCAACCUAUAGCAAUAUACGCAGGAAUCGGCGGUGGAGUAUCGCUCUUAGUGCUGCUGUUGUGUAUGUGUGCAUGUGUCUACUGGACGAAACGCAAACCACAAAGACCUUCUGUCGCCACCCCCGUUCGGUCUGCCGCCCUAUCUAUGACUGCUGUUUACACUGCAGGAGCCCAGCCUGGCGUAGUCACAAUGCCUGCUCAGGCAGGUGCUAUGCCGGGCAAUCAUGCCACCAGCUCUGUAAACCAGACAGUCCCCUACUAUCCUGCUCAAGCAGUUGCUAUGCCGGGCAAUCAUGCCACCAGCUCUGUUAACCAGACAGUCCCCUACCAUCCUGGUCAGGCAGGUGAUAUGCCGGGCAAUGGUGAUAAGAAGCAACUCGAGUCUGAAUACGAGACUUCCUUGGACGCGAUGAAUGGACCUUCUGGUGCGGCAGCAUAUCCAGGGCAACCUGGAGCGCCUCCCCCUUACUUCACAAACCCUCAAAACUGAAUACAUACAUAUAAUGAUAAAUAAA